This is a messenger RNA of Naegleria gruberi, 396 nucleotides long. RefSeq lists its product as uncharacterized. Lineage: Eukaryota; Heterolobosea; Eutetramitea; Acrasida; Naegleriidae. The coding region runs from base 1 to 396 and encodes 131 amino acids. Gene Ontology annotation, molecular function: protein binding. The transcript has a single exon. The record is from RefSeq and is a predicted model, not a curated record.
AUGCUCGACUCGUUGCCCAACGAAAUUAUUGAACAAAUUUUCGAGUUCGGAAUUGAAAUUCCGCAAGAAAUUCUUUCUCAUUCUCGCGUUUGCAAACAAUUUUAUGAAAUUUUGGAAAAUACAAAAAUGUGGGAAAAUGUAAAAUUGGAAAAUGUGUCGAGAUUGAGGGUUGGAUUUAGGUGGUCUCAGUUGAUUUCUAAUCCGAUUGAUAGGGUGUUGGAUACGAUGAAUGGAUUUUUUGAUAGAUUGAAAGGAGGAUAUGCAGAUUCGAAAGGUGUUUCACUUUUAUCUGAAAUUAGGGAGAAUGUCAAUAUGAAAGAGUAUUGUAAAUGGAUGAAAUAUUAUAGGAGGGAUAAAUAUUUAAAGAAAUUUUUAUCAUUAGGCCAUUUAUUGUAA